This is a messenger RNA of Mobula hypostoma (lesser devil ray), 1437 nucleotides long. RefSeq names its product methionine-R-sulfoxide reductase B1-like. The transcript has 4 exons. NCBI's taxonomy places the organism in Eukaryota, Metazoa, Chordata, Chondrichthyes, Myliobatiformes, Myliobatidae. Gene Ontology annotation, cellular component: nucleus. Gene Ontology annotation, biological process: protein repair. Gene Ontology annotation, molecular function: L-methionine (R)-S-oxide reductase activity; peptide-methionine (R)-S-oxide reductase activity. The record is from RefSeq and is a predicted model, not a curated record.
CUGCGCAUGCUCACUGACACAGCCGCCUGGAGCGGAGGUUUUGAACGGCACAGGACUGUGUCCCGAGUCCCCAGACCCGAGACCCGACUGCAACCGGCGCUAAAUGGCUUUCUGCGCUUUCUUCGGCGGGGAGGUUUACAAGGAGCACUUUAAACCAGGUAUAUACGUCUGUUCAAAGUGUGGGCAUGAAUUGUUUUCAAGCCAAGCCAAAUAUGAGCAUUCCUCGCCAUGGCCUGCUUUUACCGAAACCAUUCAUCCAGACAGCGUGUCCAAAAGAAAGGAUGGCCAUAAUGCGCUUAAGGUUUCUUGUGGAAAGUGUGGGAAUGGUCUUGGUCAUGAAUUCCUUAAUGACGGACCCAAACGGGGCCAGUCACGUUUCUGAAUAUUCAGCAGCUCGUUGAAAUUUGUCCCUGAGAGUCAACGGAGCUCUUCUGGUUAGAUGAAACGAGCAUGGUACUGGCUAUUUAAUCAGCUGGAAGAAGCAGUUUGUCUAAAAAUGUCACGCAAUCAAGCAUACUGUUUCUUUUGGAAAGCAGCAGCAACGACCUCUGUACACCAGUAUUUUUUGUUGGUUAAUCAUUACAUGAAGUUUUCUGGAUAAACUUUCUUGAAUGUCCUGAAAAUAGAUACUUGCAUGAUUAUCCUGUCAAAAAUACGUGCUGUUUUAGAAUGGUUUUUAAAGCUUGCAUUUAAAUCCCUUUUGAUAAGACUGAUUGAAACAAAUAUGGAUUAGAACUUGGGAACACUUGGAAUUUGGAACUUAUUUGAAAUACGUGUUUACCUCUGGUGUUUGCACUAGAAAACAGUCUUAAUAGUUUGUUCAAAUAUGUUUUGUAUCACACAGCACAUCUUCAAGUAUAUCAAGAAAAUGCAACACUUUGGUUUGAUUUUCACUUAAAGCAAUCUUCUUCCAAUUUUAAGUAAAUUAUAGAUGUGUGAUAUUGAAUUUUGCUGAACAUACCAAAACAAUAUUGUUUUAGCAUUACAGUCAUAGAUAGUACUUUAUAUAGUUAGUGUCUGUGAAUAUUGUUAGACAUGUACCUAUAGAACAGAAGGAAAUGUGGGUGAUUCUCAGUAUUUGACAGGGAAUCAUAGUCCCGUUUAAACCUAGAUAUAGUGAUCAAGUUUGAGUUCAUUUCUCACAAGAAAGAAAAUAAAUAUAAGAGGGAGGAUCAUUUGAUUAGGCCAUAAUUGAUCACAUUUGCAACCUAAUCUCAAACAGCUAUCAGUCUGCUCACAAUUGGUACUGAUUAUUGUACUCUGACAUCAAUGUUUAAAAAAAUGGGCAUUUGGAAAUAGAUUUGAAUUUGAGGAAGCGAUUGAUAAAAGUUGAGGCUCUCCUUUCACACACUACACUCUUGGACUAAUUGUUUCUGGUUAUACUUUAAUAGCAAAAUGUAUGACAUAAUCUAAAAGAAUAAAAUUAUUUUGAAUCUU